AUGCUGUCCCUCCUCCUGGUCCUGUCUGGCCUGGGCCGGCUGACCUCCACCGGCCUGUACUUUGAAACACCACUUCUACAAAUCACAGUGCCACGGAAGAUUGAGACAAACACCAAGGAUGGCAAGGAGCCAGAAGCGCAUGUUACCUAUCUGAUCAGUUUUGAAGGGAAAACAUACACACUCCUUCUUAAAAAACAGUCAUUUUUACACCCAAAUUUCCUCACAUAUUCAUACAGCAAAUUAGGAGCAUUGCAAACAGAGUCUUCGUUUAUAAAGAGUCAUUGUUUUUACCAAGGACAUGCUGCAGAGAUUCCAAGAUCAGUUGUGACACUAAGUACCUGCUCAGGACUCAGGGGAUUAUUGCAAUUAGAGAAUUCCAGUUAUGGAAUUGAACCAUUAGAAUCUUCAGCUACAUAUGAACAUAUGUUUUAUGAAGUAAAGAAUAAUAAAAUUGAUUAUUCCCCCUUGAAAGAACACUACCCUAAGCUUGAUCAGUCCUACCGGAUUCUUGUGAAACCUGAAAAAUAUUCAGAUAUUGCACAAUCAAAAAGAACCAUGAAAAUGAGACUCUUUGUGGAUAAAGCACUGUAUGAUUAUAUGGGCUCUGAGAUUGGAGUUGCAACUCAGAAAAUUGUCCUGAUCUUUGGUCUUAUCAACACUAUGUUUUCUCAGAUCAACAUGACAAUUAUGCUAUCAUCUUUGGAGGUCUGGUCAGAUAAAAAUAGGAUUUCAACAGAUGGGGAUGCUGAUGAAGUGCUCCAAAGGUUUUUGAAAUGGAAACAAAAAAGUUUCUCUCAAAGGCCCAACGAUAUGGCAUACUUACUACUUUAUAAGGACCAUCCUGAUUAUGUGGGAGCAACAUAUCAUGGAACAGCCUGUGAUCCAAGGUUUGCAGCAGGAAUUGCUCUGCACCCAAAGGCUAUAACUUUAGAGGCAUUUUCAGUUGUUAUAGCACAGCUGCUUGGAAUUAAUCUUGGAUUAACAUAUGAUGAUAUCUACAACUGUUACUGUCCAGGAAGUUCAUGCAUAAUGAAUCCAGAGGCAAUACAAUCCCAUGGUAUAAAGACUUUUAGCAGUUGCAGCAUGGAUGGAUUUAAGCAGAUGGUUUCACAGCCUGAAUUUGAAUGUCUUCAGAACCAAAAAGUUUCAGAAGUGAUUCUCCAACCAAAGCAAGCGACUUGUGGUAAUGGAAUUUUGGAAAGUGGAGAAGACUGUGAUUGUGGCCCACCAGAGAAAUGUGUUUAUAAAAAAUGCUGCAACCCUACAGCUUGUACUCUGAUUGGAAAGGCAGAGUGUGGCACUGGACCAUGCUGUAAUGCAAAAACUUGUGAGAUCAAUGAAAGAGGAAUGCUAUGUAGAAAAAGUAAAGAUAUGUGUGAUUUUCCAGAAUUUUGCAAUGGAACAUCAGAGUUUUGUGUACCUGAUGUGCAGUCUGCUAAUUUAGAACCAUGCAAUAAUAGGAGUGCCUUUUGUCUAAAUGGAAUUUGCCGAGACCCGGAUAGACAGUGUGCAGACUUAUUUGGAAAAUAUGCUAAGGGCUCUAAUUAUUUGUGUGCACAAGAAGUGAAUAUUCAAGGUGACAAAUUUGGAAACUGUCAUGGAAAUUGUAAUUUUCAGUUUAUACUUUGUGGAAAGAUAGUUUGUCACUGGACAAAAUCAGAAAUCAUACCACAGACAGUAUAUGAUAUCCAGUAUACUUAUCUUGGAGGCCAUGUGUGUGUGUCUGCACAUUUAAGAAAGAAUGAUAGACAAGACAAUACCUAUGUACAUGAUGGUACUAUUUGUGGUCCAAAUCAAGCUUGUCUUGGAGGGCAAUGCAAAUUUGUGUCCACCUUCAAAAAUAAAUCAGAAUGCGACUCACUAGUAAAAUGCCAAGGACAUGGGGUUUGCAAUAGUUUGCAUAAUUGUCACUGUGAUGUCGGAUAUUCUCCUCCAUCUUGUGAUCCAACACCAUCAUCACCAGGAGGAAGCAUGGAUGAUGGGUAUUGGAUCCCACAGGAUAAACGCGUACUUUUGAUUAAAAAACAAAACCGCGCUACUCCUUAUAAAAAUGGACUUUUCAUCAGUUUCUUCGUAUUUCUACCUUUCCUCAUUUUAACUGCCUUCCUUGUUUUUAAAUGGAAUAAACUUAAAGAAUAUCGGAACAGAUCAGAAACUGUAAGUGAAGGAUCUACGACAGAAGACAGCAGUACCUACAGUCAGUCAUAG
Molecule: messenger RNA, 2208 nt
Organism: Castor canadensis (American beaver)
Lineage: Eukaryota; Metazoa; Chordata; Mammalia; Rodentia; Castoridae
Source: RefSeq, a predicted model, not a curated record